Symbiodinium pilosum is the source of this 1283-nucleotide messenger RNA. The record is from the annotation of a GenBank genome assembly. NCBI's taxonomy places the organism in Eukaryota, Dinophyceae, Suessiales, Symbiodiniaceae.
AUGAGGCGGAAAGAAAGGGAGAGAAGCUGCGGUGUCAAUUGCAAAGUGCUUCAAACAAAGAGGCUAUGCGCAGCAGAGGGUGGCCUGGCACUGAGGAAAAAGAAAAGUACAGCUCUGCUCGCUUCGCUUCACGGAAUUUCGAGGUCCGCAAGCCCUCCCCGGCGACGGCGCCGGCGCCGCCGGAGUCCGUCGCGGCGCAGCUCCAGACGCCGCUCGCGCUCAAGGUCCAACCCAAACGACCGCAGACCAUGGAUUGAGCGCGAGAAGGGUGGCGUGAAGCUAUUCAUCGGGCGACUCCCGAGGGAGGUCAACAAGACCCAGCUCGAGGAGUGUUUCCAGGAGUUUGGUGAAGUUAUCGAAGUCUUCAUAAUUGCAUCACAGGCUGCAAGUGGUGUGGGUUGCGCUUUCGUGCGAAUGGCCUCGGUUGAGGCGGCUGAAGAGGCCAUCUCGGAGCUGCACGAACAGCGGGUCCUCAUCCCAGAGCAGGCCGAUCUCGGGCCCAUGCAGGUCGCUUUCGCCAAGGGUGAGGCGAUCCGCCUUGGCCUUGAUGAAAAAGAGGAGAUCCUACCGAGCUUCAAAGAAGCACGACAAAAGGUUGUGGAGCAUCAGGAGAAGAAACAUUUCUUCGAGAAGAUGCAAAAGCAGCAAGAGGAGCAAGCCAAGAUUGUGGAAUAUCAGCACGCCCUGAUGAUGCAGCACCAGGCCAUGCUGCAGCAAAUCCAGGAGAAGCCUCGCGAGGAGUUAGUGACCAUCGUCAAGGAUGGCCAACGGAACGGUGGUCAACCUUUCAAGCAGAGAUGGUGGAGCUUUUGCGACGCCGGCUGGUCAGGGUGCCGCGACUACGACCCCAACCACCACGGCAAAGAGGCGCUGGCACACUUUGUCUCUGUUGCAUCCACGGAGUAUGGCCAUGAGCAGUGGUUCAAGUCUCGGUUCCCGAAGCUCCCGGCUUUGCCCGAGAAGCCCAGGGGCAUGCCAGAGCCAGGAACUCCAGGUCUGAUGGGACCUCCGGGAGGGCCCCCACUGCCAGGCGGUCCCCGGCCACCUCCAGGACCGCCAGGAGGGCCUCCUUUAGGACCCCCUUUAGGCGGACCUGUGGGACCCCCUUUAGGUGGACCUCCACCAGGGCUUGGGGUUGGGGGCCCUUUGCCCUUUCCCCCUCACAGCAUGCCCGGCAUGCCACCGGGGCCUGGUCCGCAACCGCACGGUAUGCCGCCCGUGCACGGUAUGCCACCCGCGCCUGGAAUGCCUCCAUUCCCGGGUGCUUUGCCACUCUUGCCUGG